UGUUACUGGACGGUGAAUGGGCCAUGUCCCGAAAACGGCGGCCCUGAGAAUGCCAGGGGCCUCAUAAAUGCAUCCUUGACCGGAAACAACAUCUCUUUGUUUAUGGAGCGAAGAGGCCCGACGCAAGGGGGUUGCGACAACCAGAUCGGUCGGCCAUACCAUCGUACAACCGUCAACAUCGUCAAUUUAUAGUAUGCCAACAAGUUACACCUCCUGGUGUCGACCGUGGUUCUGGCCAGGAAUCAACCAACAUGACUAUUACACCAGACUCGACUCCUCUCCCCAACGAUGCCAUCUUUCGGAAAUUGCUCCGCGUCGCGCAGGAGAAGCCGGACCCCAUCAUCCGCAAUGACCUGGUCCUCGGCCGGGACCUCUACGGGGAUCAGCUGUUGCGCGAUGUCCGCGACAUGCGGACCCGCCUGCAGCCCCUGCUGGCUGAGCAGGUGAGGGGCCCCGGUGGCAACCGCGACACCGACCACUACGUGGGAAUCCUGGCGCCUACCGGAUAUGAGCUCGUGGUCGCCGCGCUGGCCGGCCUCGCCCUGGGCGCGGCGUUUGUACCCAUCCGACCGGACGCUCCGCUGGACACGAUUCGCGCGGUCGUGCAGCGAUCCCCGAUCCAUGUGGUCUGUCUCUCGUCGCGAUACGCUCACCGCGCCGCCGCCAUCGGCCAGGCCGGCGGAGGCCUUGACCAUCCCGUGCGCACGCUCCUGAUCGGCAGCCAGAGUGCCAACGACCGCGAUCCCGCAGCCGUCGCUAGGGUCCACCUCGACGCGACCCUCGCCAUUCCCGAGACCCGGCCGGCGGCGGUCUACUUCACCUCGGGCUCCACCGGCCCUCCCAAGGGCGUUGUGCACAGCCGCCGCCUGUUCGCCCGCGACGUCGGCGGCCGGGGGCCAACGGGCACCUUCCUGUCCGCGCGCCCCGCCGACGGGGUUGGGGGCUCGUGCGUGCUGCUCCUGGCCAUCCUGCACGGGGUCACUUGUGAGAUCCUGGACUGGCAGGCGGGCCCCGACGUGUACUGGGCGCGGCUGCGGCAGGGCGGCGUCACCCACUUGACGAACCUGACGGAGGUGUGGGACCAGAUGGCCCGCUACUACCGUGAGCAUCUCCGGGGGGCUCCCGCCGCCGAUCGUGAAGCGUUCCUACAGGGGGCCCGGGGGCUGCACGUGGCGGCCGCCCAAGGCGGCUUGGCCGGCCCCGAGUUGGUCCGGUUUUGGGCGGAGGAGAUUGGGACGCCCCUCACGGUCAUGUACGGGAGCACCGAGAUGGGCGAUGCCUCGCUAAUCGCAACGCCGGGCGUGGCGCAGAGCUUGGAUCGCUGCAUCGGACUGCCGGUGCCCCCGCAGCACGUCAAAUUAAGUGAGGGAGACCAUGGGGAGAUCCUCGUCAAGGGACCGUGGCUUUUUGCCCGAUACCAGGCCGAUUCUAAGGCCACCGCCGCGGCCUUUGACGCCGAUGGGUACUACCGAACGGGCGAUGCGGCCCAUCUGGACGGGGGCCGAUACGUCUUCGAUGGUCGCCUGGCCACAGACCUCGUCCACCAGGGCGGUCAGACCUUUUCCGUUCUUGCGGUGGAAGGGGAAGUUCAGAAGCUCGACUACGUGUCCGAAGCCGUUGCGGUGCCCAUCCAGGAGCACCGCCAGGUGGGGGUGCUGGUGCGCUUCACCGGGCCUCACCGGGAUGCCAUCGGUCUGGCCCGGCUGCGUCACGAUCUCCAGUUGCGGGUCGAGUCCACUCGACUCCCCAUCGCGCUGCGCGUGUUACGGGACCAUGACAACAUGCCGCUGACCAAUGUGGGCAAGAUCGAUCGCGUCUCCAUCGCGGGACAAUUUUCCGGUCCGGAUACCUCGUCGGCGGAGUGGUGGGAAUGCCAUUAGACCCGUUUAUGUUUUGGGAGGCGGCUGGAGGAUCGUUAAUCCAUUGUGCUUAAGUUUGUCUGCUGUGUGCAUAUGCCAUCGAAGCUGUUUGAUUUGGACUAUCGUUGGUCCUACUUCGUCUCUCCCCCGGCCCUUGCCGGGAGGUUCUCCCCCUGCAUGUGCCGUCCACCGCUGAACCAGCACUAGGAGCUCUCGUCUCCGGCGGAGGAUAUCAUCCCCACAGCGAAAUCUUGCUCCCCUCCGCUGGGUCCAUUCCCCGACGGUCCUCCUCGAGGCUCUUGGUCGUAAGCCAUGCAAUGCU
This is a messenger RNA of Aspergillus campestris IBT 28561, 2181 nucleotides long. Its product is annotated as ANL family adenylate-forming protein. Gene Ontology annotation, biological process: fatty acid metabolic process. NCBI's taxonomy places the organism in Eukaryota, Fungi, Ascomycota, Eurotiomycetes, Eurotiales, Aspergillaceae. The coding region runs from base 252 to 1880 and encodes 542 amino acids. The transcript has 5 exons. Gene Ontology annotation, molecular function: medium-chain fatty acid-CoA ligase activity. The record is from RefSeq and is a predicted model, not a curated record.